Molecule: messenger RNA, 1367 nt
Organism: Melospiza melodia melodia
Lineage: Eukaryota; Metazoa; Chordata; Aves; Passeriformes; Passerellidae
Product: alpha-internexin-like
Exons: 3
Coding region: 419-1027 (202 amino acids)
Biological process (GO): neurofilament bundle assembly
Cellular component (GO): postsynaptic intermediate filament cytoskeleton; intermediate filament; cytoplasm
Molecular function (GO): structural constituent of postsynaptic intermediate filament cytoskeleton
Source: RefSeq, a predicted model, not a curated record
CGGGGUCUGCCCCACCCGCACCAUUUGCCUUAUCCCGGUCGGAGUUUGCCGCCUCCGCCUUCCAUCUGUGCACCAGGGACUCGGGGCCCCACCCCGUGGUGGGACAGACUGACUGACUGAGCCCUCAGCCUUCCCCCCGUGGUCUGUCAGCUCCCAGGGGCUGGACAUGCCCGUGCAGCCCCCGCCAUGGGCUCGGGGUGCUCCCCAUCCCAGUCCCUGACUGCCCCCGGGUGUCACCUCCCGCAGACUGAGCCCGGGUGUGACCCACAGGACACUCGCGGGGUGCAGAGGGGCUGAACCCCCCCUUCCUCUGGCAAAUCUCUGCACCCCCUCCCUAGUGACCCCCUCCAGGCUCAUCCAGCCCCACUCCAGUCUCUGAUGAUGAUGAUGGAGGGGAUGAAGGGCCUGGGGAGGGGGGAUGACAGCGGUGACCUUGACCCUGAACUCGACCUUGCCCCCCACCCGCGGUGCUGCAGCCCCUCACCCCACUUUUGGGGGACAGCCUUCUCCCCUCACCCCACUUUCGGGGGACAGCCUUCUGCGGGCUCCCCCUCUCCGCCGCUACCGGGAGGAGCCGUUCCCCCGGUACGGGCGGGAUUGGCUGCGGUUCCGUGACGCGGAGGGGUGGGACCGCAUUACCACCGGCAUGAGCGCGGCCGAGGGCCGGCCCCGGUGCCGCUGGGGCGGCGGCGAGGCGGUGCUCCGUGCCCGUGCCGAGGCCGCCGGUUACCGGAGGCUGCUGCGAGCCCGAGCCGCCGAGGUGGAGGCGUUGCGGGGCGCGGUGGGCGCCUUACACCGGCAGCUGGAGGGGCUGCGGGACCGGCGGAGCGGGGAGCUGGCCAAGUACCAGGAGCGGGUGGCGGAGCUGGAGCGGGAGAUCGGGGCGGCGGAGGCGGAGAUGGCCCGGUGCCUGCGGGAGUACCCGGCGCUGCUGCGGCUGCGGAUGGCGCUGGAGGCGGAGAUCGCCGCGUACCGGGAGAUGCUGGAGAGCGAGGAGCUCCGCCUGGGCGGCUCGGCCCCGCCGUGAGCCCCGGUGCCACCGCCGGAGCCCGGCCCUGCCGUUACCACCGGAGCCACGGUGCCGGCACCGGACCCUCAGCCCCACCACCGGCCCCCGGUUCCUCCGCCGGACCCCAGACCCCCGAUUCCUGCACCCCGGUUCCCUGGCACCCUCGGCGCCUCUCUGGACUGACGGAGCCCCGGUCCCUCUGUCCCUCCGUUCCACGGGUGCCCCGGACUUGUGCCCGCCUGGCCCGGGAGCCCCGGGAGGGCGGCGCCCGUGGGGUCUCACACUCACCAGCCUCUCCGGGGCGGGGGUCCCGGCCCAGACCCCUGUGGAAGCACCUCAAUAAAGCCCCGUGGCAUCA